Arachis ipaensis is the source of this 792-nucleotide messenger RNA. RefSeq names its product F-box/kelch-repeat protein At3g23880-like. The record is from RefSeq and is a predicted model, not a curated record. Gene Ontology annotation, molecular function: protein binding. Lineage: Eukaryota; Viridiplantae; Streptophyta; Magnoliopsida; Fabales; Fabaceae.
AUGGUAUGGAACCCACUUACUGGAUUCAGCAAAAGAAUAUCCUAUUCUCAUAUUGUUCCUUGCCGUAAGUACCGUGACUACUUUAGGCUUACCUACAGUGCGCGUCUGCAUGGAUUUGGUUAUGAUGCAUCACAGGAUGAUUACUUACUUCUUGUAGCUUGGAGCGAUUGCGGAGGACGAUAUCAUUUGGAUUGCUUUUCCUUGAGAACCAAUUCAUGGAUUAAUCUUGAUGUUGCACUUCCCAAACCCUUGGGUGUUUUUGACAGUUUUUCUUGUGGGUUGUUCUUGAACGGUGCUAUUCAUUGGCUGCCUUUCUCUCUUACAGCUGACAGGGAUGCUAUUCUUAUAUUUGAUGUGAAGGAGAGGACUUUCUCAAGGAUAUCUGGGCCGAAACAACCUGUAAUGAGUGCAUGCUCCUAUCCAAGACUCGCCCUACUAGGAGGCUGCCUAGCCUUGUAUUAUAGCAAUAAAGAUAACUGUAACACUAACAUAUGGGUGAUGAAAGAAUAUAAAGUGCACUCAUCUUGGACUCUCUAUCAAAUUCCUUACAAAUUCUUUCGGCCAUUGUGCUUAUCUAGUAAUGGUGAUAUUAUUGGAAGAGGUUAUACUUCGGAUUAUAAAGUAGGGUACUUCAUUUAUAAUGUCAGAGAAGACCUGCUCAAGCAUUUUAAAAAUCUUCGUUGUCCACUUCCCAUCCAUCAAGCCGAUACUAUGUAUACAGAGAGUCUCUUGCCACUCCUGAGUGACAUUAAGGAUAAGGAUAACAAGAAGAAGGAGGAAAACUGUAUGUAA